Molecule: messenger RNA, 2522 nt
Organism: Guyanagaster necrorhizus
Lineage: Eukaryota; Fungi; Basidiomycota; Agaricomycetes; Agaricales; Physalacriaceae
Exons: 7
Coding region: 33-2423 (796 amino acids)
Source: RefSeq, a predicted model, not a curated record
GGUGGCACGGUCCGCCCUGGUCGGCCACAUCCAUGUCCUUUCCUCGUACCUACAGUCGUAAUUCUACCAAAAGGAAACUCAGCGAAGCCAUCGACAGCGAUGAAGAUGUUCCGAAGUGGCGAAGGCGCACCACCCCGCCAACGCCCUCCAAAAUACCGAGAGACUUGUCCCAAAUAUUCGAAACGGCAUCGCCAGCAGUGUCAUCGUCGGGAUCCCCAGGAAAGCUUGCAAGGCGCAUGCUGGGGCGGUCAAAAACGGAGUCCUCAAUAGACAGCACUAGCCGGUCAGGAAAUUCCACACCGAGUCUAGCUCGACGGACGCCUUCGUUGCCAUCCAUUCUCUCGCCGCCGAAACCAACAGUGCCCUUUCCAGAUCUACCACCCCCACAGCCUCGUGCCCCGACAAAACGUACCUAUGCCGGAAAAUCAAGAUCCUUUCUCGUUUCCUUGCCCGUAAAUUCCUCUGCAAAUGGCCUAGGUCUCGAAGAUGAUGACUUUCUCGACCGGGAGUCAUAUUCUUCUCUCCGCUCUCGUUGGGGCGUCGACAUGUCAGAGGACGAUCUGUAUCCUCAGCCUUCCCAAUCGCAGUCGCAUUCUGAUUCCGAUCCUGCGACACCUACCUCGUCUUCCCCCAAAAGGUCCAAGAGCAAAUCGAGAGGCAAGGCCUAUCAUAAUGUUCUCGUCCCUGAACCUCUUCCCAAUGGAAUGAUGAACCCGCUGAAGAGUAUCACGGAGCUCCGGAGCAAGGGAGAGAAUAGAAGAUUCUUGGACGAGGUUGGAUAUCUCAUUGAAGGCAUGGAUAAAGAUGGCGCCGUGGGCUUGCGAAGGGCGAGUGCUUUGGAAAUAGCGACAAAACUCUGCGACUCUGAUUUUACUCGCAAGGCCAAAGCAGCAGACUUUAUCGGUCAAACCUGGGACACCUUCGUCGAUAAUGGUGCAGGAGAUGGGAAAGACCAGAUUUUAGACCUUAUUCUGGCCUUUUUCUCGGCACUCGUCGCUAGAGACGACGUGUCUCUAGCCGAUGUCGCUGAACGCUCCAGUUCGCCAUCCACCAGCUCCGUGCCAACGUCAUAUUUCGCAACAACGCUCUUUGCUAUGCUUGCCUGCCUCACCCCUGAAACCGACCUUUUGUUAAUCAUAGCAGGAAGUUCUCCGGAUAUCCAGCUUCGUAAACUGGGAGUCAAGAAAAACGAACAGAUUUUGUUACGUUCAAUCCACUCAACUAUUUCCUCGUCCUCUCUAUUUGCAGACGGAGUUGCUGUUUCAACAUCUCUGUUAAUAACACAUGCUCUGGCAGCUCUUCCACCUUCGUUUCUGUCUACAGUUCACUUCGCAUCAUUACUCAAGUCGCUUCGUCAUCAUUUGGAUAAACCCUUCCCGUCGACAACUACCCGUUAUGAUAAAAGUAUAGACUUCUCAAGCACUCAUAAUAUCUUGCGACUGUUUGACAGCUUCCUCCUUGGCCAAUGGGCGGGCCCUGGGUACAGUAGUGUUCAGUCAAGAAAUCUUAUUGAGAAAGCGCGAGAUGAUUGGCUCCUUAAUGGGCUAAUCUCUUGUGCAGUCUGCACCGAAAUUGCGAUGAAGAGUUCCAAGUCCGGUAGCAAUGCAGACGUCGACGAUUGCUUAGAUAUGAUAUUUCGCGUUCUGGUUAGCCUCAGUCACAGAGACCAGGACUGGUGCGAGAACGUCCUUGCGCAUCCGUCAGCGCCACUGUUCAUCAUUCGAACAAUCGUCAGGGCCGAUCGCAUACGUCAUGAACGUCAAGGAAAAGCAAAGACGCUGAACGGCAAAACGAACACCGAGGUGAAGAAGGAGGAGAGCGAUAUAGAGCUCGACGACAAAGAAAAUUCUGAGGACGAUAUAUCCCAGGCUCGUGUUCUAGACCGACUCUGCCUUGCGCUCGGCCUUUUCACCAAUCUGGUUCAAGAAGUCGAAGACGCGAAGGAUGUCCUACGGGAUUUGCUCUUUGAUCCUUCCUGUACCUUGACGAAGCCUGCCUGCCUGCAUAAAUGCUGCUGCCGUCACCCCGCCAAUGCGCUUAAUCUCCUGGCUCGAGUUUACCUCCAUCAAGUUCCUAUCUCUGAGGACCCAAAGGUCAAAAUGGAGCGUCAGCCUUCUCCCGCUUUGGGUUCUGAUCCACUGCAAAGCGCGGACGCAUCCUUCCUGCUGGGCCAUCUUUCUGUCCUUUUUGGAUUACUCAUGAAAGGAAACGAAAAGAACCAGACCGUCAUCCUAGAUGGGCUUUGUCCCACCAAGACGACACGUACCGUACAGCUGAACUCCUUGGUAGAACAUGCGGCUGACCUUGCCGCUUUCUAUGCUGUCAUCAAAGGUGGAGAGGCUGAUGGAGAGGGAAACAAAGGGGAAGAUGUCGCGAAGGACGUUAUCAGGUUUCUCCAGGAUCUUCGUGACAAGCAGAAGUAAUAUAUUCUAGUAACUUACCGUACAGAUUUGUGCUACCCUACCCUUGUCAACCCUUUUCUACUCUUAUUUAUCUUGUUGGAAUAAUGAACAAUCUGCAAG